AUGGCUACUUCCAUCACCGUUGCUCGCGAUAUCAAGGCCACUGUAUCUCGUAGUCCUCCAAUUUCAGUGUCUACAUCUCCCGCCACGACCUUCAGAUCUCUCUCCUUUCACUCCUCGAAUAGUUCAUUCCCCAACCUGUCACACAAUAGCUACUUCCCAUAUCAUCAGCCUGUCGAGAAACAGCUGAAACCAUUCGCUACAGAAGACAUCAAAAUCCUCCUGCUCGAAAACAUAAAUGAGUCUGCUCGUACGGUCCUCGAGAAAGAAGGCUAUCAAGUUGAAUUCUACAAUCAUGCUCUCACGGAAGAUGAGUUGAUUGAUAAGCUUAAAGAUAUUCACGUACUUGGAAUCCGUUCUCAUACUGCCCUUCCUCCAUCUAUACUUAAACGUGCCAACUUCCCAAAUCUUUUGGCAAUUGGCACGUUUUGUAUCGGCACCCCAACCGCCUCACUCCUUCCUCUUGCACGCCUUGGAAUACCUGUUUUCAACUCCCCGUUCUCCUCCUCCAGAUCGGUUGCUGAGCUCACAAUCGCCAACAUUAUCAUUCUCGCGCGUCAACUCCUUGACAGAAAUGCUGAACUCCAUAACGGGCAGUGGAAUAAAGUAUCAACCCAUUGCUGGGAAGUACGUGGGAAGACCCUCGGUAUUGUGGGAUAUGGCCACAUUGGUAGUCAGCUGAGUGUGCUGGCAGAGGCAAUGGGUAUGGUGGUGAUCUUUUACGACACUAUUCCAGUGAUGGCUCUAGGAAAAGCAAAGCAGGUUGCAACACUCGAUGAGUUGCUUAUUAAAGCCGAUUUCCUUACGCUACAUGUUCCCGAGGCCCCAGAGACCAAUGGGUUGAUAGGCGCAGCACAGUUGGCCAAGAUGAAGAGUGGCUCUUACAUUCUCAACGCUUCUCGCGGAAGUGUUCUUGACAUCCCGUCUUUGGUAUCCGCUCUCCGUAGCAAACAUCUCGGUGGUGCAGCAUUAGAUGUGUUUCCCGCUGAACCGGGAGUAAAUGGGAAUACCUUCGAGGGGUAUGAAGAGCUUGCUGGGUUGCCGAACGUCGUUCUCACACCUCAUAUAGGAGGAGCCACAGAAGAAGCUCAGAGGUUCAUUGGGAAUGAGGUAGCGGAGGCCUUAGUAAGGUUUGUCAAUAGUGGAAGCACUGUUGGUGCUGUCAAUCUGCCAGAGGUUGCGCUGAGGGGAAUGAAGGUUGGGGAAGAGGGUAGUGUAAGAGUUAUCUUCAUUCAUUGGAACCGUCCCGGUGUACUCAGACAGGUCAAUGGAAUAUUGAAAGACCACAACGUGGAUAAACAGAUGAGUGAUAGUAGGGGCGAAGUAGCAUAUCUGAUGGCGGACAUCAGCUGUGUGAAAGAGGAAGAGAUCAAGUGUCUUUAUGACAACCUGGAGAGUCUGACUUCCAAAAUUAUGACACGCCUGCUUUACUGA
Molecule: messenger RNA, 1431 nt
Organism: Morchella importuna
Lineage: Eukaryota; Fungi; Ascomycota; Pezizomycetes; Pezizales; Morchellaceae
Exons: 4
Coding region: 1-1431 (476 amino acids)
Molecular function (GO): oxidoreductase activity, acting on the CH-OH group of donors, NAD or NADP as acceptor; NAD binding
Source: RefSeq, a predicted model, not a curated record